CGGCACCUGUAGGCUCAGUGCCGCCGGGGCAACAGAGGCGCCAUGGCCAAACCCAAGCUCAUGGAGGUCCACGACGAGGAGGGGGAGGGACAGGCCUCGCCGGACCAGGCCUCGCCGUCGAACGCAGACACGACGGUCCAGGUCGAGAACACCGAGGCCGUCGCCGCCCCCCACCCGGAGCAUCCGGAGCAAGAGGACCCCCCGCCGGCCUACUGCCACGUCUUCCCCGAGGGGACGAUCCCUGCCUCGCCAGUCUCCACCCUCAACGGCCUCUUCGGGCCCCACCUCACGCUGACGCCGGGUGCUCUCCCCGCCGUGUUGUCGUCGGCACGCUGUUCGCCGCCAAGGUCCCUGUCCCUGUCUCAGCCGGGGCCCCCCACCGGCCGCGGCCAGCUCUCCAGGCCACAUUCCUCGGUGUUCGUCGUGGCGCCCUCGUCGGCUCCAGUGACACCCGUGUCCCAUUACCCGGGCUUUGCUGUGGCCAGCAACUCGGCCCCUCAGACGCCCGAGUCCAUGUCGGCCCCCUUCACCUCCACGAUGACGCCGAUGGCCUACUUCCCGGGCUUUGCCGUGGCGCAGCAGUCGCCAACGGACUGUUCCUCGUCGUCGUCUCUGCUCUCGUCUACCUCGGAGGCCCAGGUGUUCGUCGUGCCCUCGUCGCUGCUCUCCUCCUUCCCGCACGCCCUGUUUCAGGCUGCAUCGGCGGCACCCCCCGCUGCUCAGGCGCCGGCCCCCGAGGCCCACCCCCGAGCCCACCCCUCACCCGAUGAAGUGGGCGGUUCCCAGGAGCCUGAGCAGUGCGCCCCAGCCGGCGAGGACUGCGGCGCCUCCGACUGCACGCGCAGUACCGAUGGCGAGUCGACGCGAGAGUUCGACCCAUCCGGGGCGAGGGCGGGGGCGACCGGAGGCGACGAACCGUUGGCCGGAGCGGGCGACGGGGGCUCCGCGGCUCCUGAACGGCGGGCUUCAACCCCGUCAUCCGAACCCGAACCCUACCCGAGCAGCGCAGCGUCCACAACGUACGCCACGGCACAGGCAAGGGCAGCGAGGACGCCCACACCUGGUCACAUGCAGAUAUAUCCAGUCAGCAAAAAAAUUGUGAGGUCAUAUACCAUGUACAGCACGCUAAACACAUGGCAAAGAAGAGUGCUGGUCAUCUCAAUCGUCUGGGGAAUACUCAUCUUCGUUAGUGGCGCAUUAGGAAUUUACUUCAUCGCUUUCCAACCAAGAAUUUGAAAUUUUUACUGGGAUGGAGGGGAUCUCACCUCAUCUGGCCGUGCAGCUUCACUCCAACGGCUGAGCUCAAAGAGAACAGGAGAACCCGCAUGUAUCUAUUAACUACUGCAGUUACCAAUCACUUAUGGCUGUGUCUCAAACGAGGGAUAUUUCCCAAAUCUGUACUGAAUGAUAUACAGCGAGCAUCUUCACGCAUUUGCCACACGACUUUCGGUGUGUGCCGCAGUCUUGCCAGAUAAAAUAGACGAACAUUUUCCACGAAUGCACCUGCAUGUUGGGCGCAGGUGAACGAGUCUGAGUCGACGUGGUGUCUCCGCCUGUCCCUCACCUCGCCGCCGCCACCAUGUCAGUUUGUUAGGCUGUCUUCCGAAACUCGUCAACCAAAUUCAAAUUCCGCAUUGGAACUCGUAAUCUUAAGAACCAAACCCAAUUUCCCCCCAAAAUAAACAUUGCUUUAGCUCGCACCCUCCUCAGUGUGACGACUGCGAUAAGAUGCGCCCUGUAUAAAUAGACUGUUAUAUAUUUGUAUUUAAGCAUAAUAAUUAAGAAAAUAAAGUACAUUUACGAAAACAGCU
Molecule: messenger RNA, 1811 nt
Organism: Frankliniella occidentalis (western flower thrips)
Lineage: Eukaryota; Metazoa; Arthropoda; Insecta; Thysanoptera; Thripidae
Product: mucin-1-like
Exons: 5
Coding region: 43-1236 (397 amino acids)
Source: RefSeq, a predicted model, not a curated record